Oncorhynchus gorbuscha (pink salmon) is the source of this 1299-nucleotide messenger RNA. RefSeq names its product coiled-coil domain containing 127a (gene ccdc127a). The coding region runs from base 109 to 939 and encodes 276 amino acids. Lineage: Eukaryota; Metazoa; Chordata; Actinopteri; Salmoniformes; Salmonidae. The transcript is spliced from 4 exons. The record is from RefSeq and is a predicted model, not a curated record.
GUCUCUUUGUAAUUGUCUUGCGUAAAAACGUAUAAUCGCUCUUUCCCAUCCGCAUAGGGACAAAUGUAUAGCUAUUUGACCUAGACACAUUUUGUCAAGGGCACCUCCAUGAACAACUUGAAUGACCCCCCUAGAUGGAACAUGGGGCCAGACCCACGAGAAGGUGCUGCUGCUGACGGGAACAAAUGGAAUUAUGCCCUCCUCGCGCCAAUGCUGGGGCUGGCUGCCUUUCGCUGGAUCUGGACCAGAGAGUCUCAGACAGAGAUCAUAAAGGUCAAGGCCCGGUACGACCAGGACAUGUCUGCCGUGACCUCCAACCUUGAGAUGAAGUACAGAGACACCCUGACGGAGAACCGGCGGGCAGCGGCCAUCUUAGAGCUGGAGCUGGAGAAGGAGAGGCAGAGGGUUCAGGGGUACCGCCAGGCCCUCAUCUCACAGAGCCAGCAGGUCAUGGAGGAACGCAAACAGCUACAGGUGGAACGAGAGGCUCUGGAGCAAAAGAAGAUGAAGCUUUUAGAAUCCGGCGCCGCUGGGGCCGUCCUCCAACAUGCUCUGGCCAGAGAGAGCGACUGGCACCAGAGGGCCUCAGCCAUGCUGAAGAAUCUGGAGGAGGACCUUGUGGAGAGACAGGGGGCCUACUGCAACCUGCUCCUCCCCAGGGAACAUAGGCUGGAGAUGGAGAAGAACCUGCUCCUCAAGGUGGUGAAGGAACCGUUGGGAACGGAUACAGAUCUGGAGGGAGACCUGAAGGAUAUCUUUAAGAACGACCGCUACUGUGCCAAAGGCAACAAUCGCCUCCUCAACGUGAAGAGAAUGGACAAGAGGAAGAAUGGUAGCUUGAUGUGGCUCUACCUCAGAUAUUGGCAGCUGCAGGUUACCAUGGAGACGCAUAAACGGGCUGAGGACUCAAUACUGGGAGUUAAGAAUGACCCCAAGUGACCUUGAUAGGGUUGACAUUGAGUAUAUAGUAACAGUCUUCUUGACUGCACAAAUGUUUUCUUUUUUCACUAAAUGGUGAAUUCGUUUGUACAUCAUUUUAUGACUCUUGACAACUAGUGAAACACAGUACAUGCCAAUGGAAUUGUCAUUGAAUGUCAGGGAUAUUUUCACAACUAUAGUUUUGUCUUUGCACUCCAAACCCAAUGUUGGAUGAUAUGAUACAGUAUCAUGAAUUCUAGAGGAAUAUUUCCUUUUGAUAAAAUCAUGUAUAUCCACAUUGGACAUCACAGCUGUUUGGUCAGUCAUGUAGAAAAUAAUAGUGAUACACUUUAUUUUGACAGAAUAUACAAAGUUAUAACA